Messenger RNA from Chara braunii, 2056 nucleotides. NCBI's taxonomy places the organism in Eukaryota, Viridiplantae, Streptophyta, Charophyceae, Charales, Characeae. The record is from the annotation of a GenBank genome assembly.
GUUGCUAUGUACAUCCCCAAGGAUGAGCAAUAAGCCGCCAUGAAGAAAUGGGAAGCAGAAGAAGAUGUUCUGACGCGGCGGGCGAUGGAGGAUGAACAGAGGAUGGCGUGGAAGCUCGCAGUGAUGAGGGAGAAGAAGAGAAGAGUGGAGGCGGCGAAUGCAGCAAUGCAAGAACUAGCGGAGGUGAGGACUAUCUUAACAACACAAUUGACUCCGCAAGUAGAUCUCCAACGCAAAGUGGAGAUCAUCGCCCACAGCGUUGACCGGUUAGCUAAAGUGCAAGAAAAGCACUAUGAGUUUAGUCGCAGCCAGGAGAUAUCCGUGCGUUCGAUGCGAACGGAAUUACGAGAUUUUGCUCGCGAACUAGUAGGCGUUGUGGGAUCCGAGGUGAGUCAUCGCCUCGAGAAGACUGAGCAUUUUUGUGUCGGCGCCAUCGAAGGCGUCAAGGUGGCCGCUCCCAAGGAGGAGGAGGCCCGUCCUCGCGGGGAGUCGGUCAAAGUCAAAUUCCCUGAUUCCAACAGUGGGAAAAGGGAAGAGAACUUUGACAAUUGGGAGGCCAAUGUUAAGACCUAUGCGCAUUUGCAACAGGGCUCCCCGGAUCAGCAGGUCUUAAUGGUGAAUCAUGCACUUAAAGACGAGGCCGCCAGUUUCGCGAGAUCCCUUGUUCGUGUUGCCAACUGUAGUGACGAUCCAGGUGCUUACUCCUCAUUUACGUCCCUCGUUGAAUUCUUGAAGUUGCUGCGCGAAUUGGUGAAGAAGGAGAAAUUAGAGGAACAGGUCUUUGUUGCCUAUGUUAGGCACGCCACUAAGCCUACGGAAGAGAAGCCGAUGGACCCUGCGAUUGCCAAGCUGCUGGAGGAGUUUAAGGAUUUGACUGAGCCGCCGACAGGCACGGUGCCGCGGCCCAUCCAGCACCGUAUCGAGAUAGAGCCUGGCAGUAGAACUCCUAAGGGUGUUGUGUAUAGGAUGUUCCCGCGAGAGUUAGAGGAGCUUCGCAGGCAAUUAGACAAACUCCUCAAGAAGGGUUGGAUUAGGCCUAGUUCGUCUCCUUUCGGAGCGCCUGUUCUCUUUGUUCCUAAGAAAGAGGGAGAGUUGAGAAUGUGCAUAGACUAUAGGGGUCUGAAUGCUAUUACAGUAAAGAAUGUUGAGCCACUGCCUAGGAUCGACGAUCUCUUAGAUCGAGUGCAGGGGGCUAAGUAUUUCUCUAAGAUAGACUUAAAGUCCGGAUAUCAUCAGAUAGAGGUACACCCUGAUGAUCAGUAUAAGACAGCCUUCCGGACUAGGUACGGGCAUUAUGAGUUUAUAGUAAUGCCCUUUGGACUAACCAAUGCGCCAACAACUUUUCAGCGGUGUAUGAAUGAUUUGUUUAGGCCGUGGUUAGAUAGAUUCGCUGUAGUUUAUCUAGAUGACAUCCUAGUGUUUAGCCCGACCCUUGAAGAGCAUCGGGGUCAUCUUAGGCAAGUCUUGGAGAAGCUGAGAGAAGCUAACUUCAAGAUCAAUGCAAAGAAGUGCGAUUGGGCGAAGACCCAAGUUUUGAAUCUAGGCCACAUCUUAGACGGAGACGGCGUUAAGCCAGAAGAUAGCAAGAUCGCAGCGAUUAGAGAUUGGCCCACGCCACGUACGCUGACAGAGUUGCGCUCGUUCCUGGGCUUAGCGAAUUACUACAGGAAGUUCGUAAGGAACUUCUCCACCAUCGUUGCGCCCCUUCGCAGAUUGCUGAGAAAAGAGACAAUCUGGAAGUGGGACAAGGACUGCACGUCCGCCAUGAAGAAGCUAAAGCAGGCGUUGAUAGAGUAUCCGGUCCUUAAGGUCGUCAAUCUGUCCUUGCCUUUUGUUGUUACUAUGGAUGCUAGCCAGUACGACAUAGGCGCAGUGUUACAGCAAGACGAUGGCAAUGGCUAUAGACCCGUAGAGUUCAUGUAUGCUAGGAUGCCUUCUGAGAAGGUUGCGACAUCUACCUAUGAGAGGGAACUCUACGCUCUCAGGCAAGCAUUAGACCACUAGAAGCACUACUUGCUUGGGAGGCACUUCAAAGUCUAUUCGGACCAUGAAACGU